Molecule: messenger RNA, 12169 nt
Organism: Oncorhynchus mykiss (rainbow trout)
Lineage: Eukaryota; Metazoa; Chordata; Actinopteri; Salmoniformes; Salmonidae
Gene: tcf4
Product: transcription factor 4
Biological process (GO): regulation of transcription by RNA polymerase II
Cellular component (GO): chromatin; transcription regulator complex
Molecular function (GO): RNA polymerase II cis-regulatory region sequence-specific DNA binding; protein dimerization activity; DNA-binding transcription factor activity, RNA polymerase II-specific
Source: RefSeq, a predicted model, not a curated record
CUCAGCUCAGUGGAAAUGAAUAAAAGUCCUCAAUGAUCACAUUCGCAUUUACAAACGGAUAUUUACAAACGUUCUGUCAUACUUUCGCUGCCUGUGUUGGCUAGUUAACAAGUCCGUUUUGUUGUACAUUUUCCGCUGUCUUUAUAGCGGUUAUUUAUUUAUCUUUCUUUGCACGGGAUUGUCACUUGAUCUCCCGGAUAAACUGCCUUUUGCACAGCCAGAACUGGACUUUGGGAAACAUUCGUAUAUGUCUAUUUCUUUCAUACAAUUACCGGAUUCUUGUUUUUUUUUAUAUCUAAACCUCCUGUGGCACAAGGAUGCGUUGAAAUAUAAUAGAUUUUAAUGCAAAGUGGAAUUUGCGCGACUCCGGGUUCCCGGUCGUGUGUUGAUUGUGAGGAAGCUCUCAUAUAGUUUGUGUGAUUUUGCUAAAAUGCAUCACCAACAGCGAAUGGCUGCCAUAGGGACAGACAAAGAACUGAGCGACUUAUUGGAUUUCAGUGCGAUGCGAAACAGCGAUUUGAAAAUGUUCCCAACAUCAAUGAUGUUCUCUCCUCCUGUUAAAAACGGACCAGCCUCCCUGGGAAGUGGACAUUUUGCAGCCUCAAAUAUGGAGGACAGAGCCAGUGCAGGAUCUUGGGGAAGUAGAAGUGCCCCUUCAAAGAGUUACGCUGACGGCUCCCAGUACGCUCACAUGACUAGCCGGGACAUGGGCUCACACCCGCACGACAACAUCUCUCCUCCGUACGUCAACUCCAGACUAACAGGUAAAACGGAGAGAGGAUCCUACUCCUAUGGAAGAGACUCCAACUUACACGGGUGUCAUCAGCCGAGCCUCCUGGGAGGAGAAAUGGGCAUGGGCAGCCCUGGGGCGGUGUCGCCCACUAAGCCUGGAUCGCAGUAUUACCAGCACUACAACAACAACCCUCGCCGGAGACCACUGCACAGCGACAACAUGGAGGUUCAGACAAAGAAAGUUCGGAAAGUUCCUCCUGGUUUGCCUUCCUCAGUAUAUGCCCCGUCUGCCAGCACGGCUGACUACAACAGGGACUCACCAGUGUACCCCUCCUCCAAACCCCCCAGUGGAGGAUUCCCCAGUUCCUUCUUUAUGUCAGACGGUGCUGACCCGUGGAGCUCCUCCAGUGGAAUGAACCAGCCUGGUUACAGUGGCAUGCUGGGUAACUCCUCCCACGGACCCCAGAGCAGCAGCUACUGUGGCACCCACCCUCACGACCGGCUGAGCUACCCGUCACACUCCUCGGCAGACAUCAACCCCAGUCUUCCUCCCAUGUCCAGUUUCCAUCGUAGCAGUGCCUCCAAUCAGUACAGUACAGCUUCCUGCACUGCCACCACCAACGGCACAGACAGCGUGAUGGGUAAGACCUGGGGACAAGGACACAGGGCUGCAGAAGACAGGACAGAAGACAGGGCUGAUUACAGGACAGAAGACAGGACAGAUCACAGGGCUGAAUACAGUGCUAACCGGGCGCAGAGCGGGGCACCAACCAGCUCUCAGACAGGAGAUGCCCUGGGGAAGGCUCUUGCUUCGAUCUACUCUCCAGACCACACGAACAACAGUUUCUCGUCCAACCCGUCGACCCCCGUCGGCUCUCCCCCCUCACUCACAGCUGCUAGUUCUGCUAUGUGGUCCAGGAACGGAGGACAAGGUCCUUCCUCCCCCAACUAUGAGGCUCCUCUACACUCUCUGCAGAGUCGUAUCGAGGACCGCCUGGAGCGCCUGGACGAUGCCAUCCACGUCCUGCGGAGUCACGCGGUCGGCCCCUCCACGGGCAUGCCCGGCGGGCACCAAGACAUGCACAGCCUCAUCGGAGCAGCGCACAACGGGGCCAUGGGAGGACUGGGCACUGGGUACGGCACGGGACUACUCUCUGCCAACCGCCACUCAAUCAUGGUGGGCUCUCACAGGGAAGAUGGUAGCGUGGCCAUGCGUGGCAGCCAUCCCAUCAGACCCAACCAAGUGCCAGUCCCCCAGCUGCCCCAGCAGUCUGCCACAUCACCAGAUCUCAACCAGACUGAUACAUACCGGGCUCUCUCCAGUGGUCUCCAGGGCCAGAGUGCCUCGUCCGUCUCGUCAGAGAUCAAGUCGGAGGAUGAGGGGGAUGAGAACCUACAGGAUGCCAGGUCUAUGGAGACCAAGAAGGAGGAGCCUGACAACAAGGACCUCAAGUCUAUUGAUAGCAACGCGGACGACGAGGACUUGUCUCCGGAGCAGAAGAUCGAACGUGAGAAGGAACGCAGGAUGGCCAACAACGCCCGGGAACGGCUGCGUGUCCGAGACAUCAACGAGGCUUUCAAGGAGCUGGGGCGCAUGGUGCAGCUGCACCUGAAGAGUGACAAGCCACAGACCAAACUGCUCAUACUGCAUCAGGCCGUGGCCGUCAUACUGAGUCUGGAGCAGCAAGUCAGAGAGAGGAACCUGAACCCUAAGGCAGCGUGUCUGAAGAGACGUGAGGAGGAGAAAGGCUCGUCGGACGGCGGAGCGACCCUCUCCCUGGCCGGGCCGCACCACGGCAUGGGGGACGCCUCCAACCCAAUGGGACAAAUGUAAAAACCCCCUAAAUGGUCCAAGCUCCCAGAGUUCAUCAAGAUGAUGAGCGACCACUUCCUUUGACAACAUUCUCCUAUUUCCUGAACCAAUCAAAUCAACCGAUCACGUCAAUCAACGAUCUGUCUGACCAACCUGAUCUGACCAAUGUUUUUUUUUUCCCAGGACCACCUGUCUUCUGUCUUCUGUAGAAAUGAACGAACUGCAAAUGUAUAUUGGCUAUGAAAACAUAACAGAUACUACAAGAUAUGUUUUCUUAUUAUAUUGUUUCGUAUUUUCAGCAUUCCCCCCCCCCCUCAAAAAAAAAACACAAAAAAAAUGAUAUUAUAUAUGUUAAAGAAAAAUAUUUAAAAAAUCACAAAAAAUCAAUGAAAGUUAAUGCAACUACGUGAUGAUGGGGGGGCUAUUUCUAACACAUGAACAAUGUUGCAGGACUCAGCUGCUGUCUCAACUGAAUGGCAAUCUUCUCCACACUGUGGAAACUCUUGCAGUCGUGCCUGAACUCCACCUUGAUGUUUAAAGUUAAAUAGAUAUAUAUGAAAAAUCAAUCAGUCAGUCUGGGGGGGGGGUAUAAAAAAAAAAGUUGAGAUUAUGUAGAAUUUCAAGACAUUUUUUAAAACAUGCAAUAAUUAUAAAAAAUAAAAAAAAUGUGUACUUCUAAUCGAAAAACAGAACAGAUACAUUUUAAGAUAACACUUUGUGUUUUGGGCUCUAAGUUGGCUUUAAGCAGUGUUGGGGAAUGUUACUUUUAAAAGUAACUCGUUACAUUACGCGUUACUUACUGUAGAAAGUAACUCGUUAGGUUACCGCGUUACUGGCAUUAAAAAGUAACACGUUACAUUACGCCGUUACUUACUGUGGAAAGUAACGCGUUAGGUUACAGCGUUACUUACUGUGGAAAGUAACUCUUUUAGUCGUUACAUUACUUUUGCGUUACCAAACCCCAGAAAACUCUCUGAAAAUGUAUUGCGCGUGUUGGUCGUUGUUAUGCCUAUUUACUAAUCGGUGCUACAACGAUUUCAUCCGACGUCAUGGGAGCGCUCCAGACCGAGAUCUCUGUCAGAUUAUCAUGAUAGCUGUUUCAGUUGUUUUACUAAAUUGAACCGUGUAUUUUGCAAUAAAAAAAAUGUGUUAUUUUUUUAAAUCGCAUUAUUAGUUGGUUGUUGUAACUGUUCCACACAACAACAAAAAAAUGCGUGAAGAAGGAAAAACGUAUACACAUUAUGAUAAUAAGGAAAGAUAAAAUAAGACAUGAAAGCCUACUCAUUAAUAGCCUUUAUUUUCUGGCUUUAAUAUGUCUAUUUCGUUUCUUUAAAGCUGCCGAAAUGUUGGUUUUGAUUUGUGGACAAUGUCCAAGUGUUCUGACGAAAUUCCAUUUUAAAACUAUCGAAAUGUUUGAUAAAUACAACAACAACAAAAGCGUUGCAUCACAAUUCAAUUCUAUCUUGAUAAAUCCAAGGCACCAUAAAUCAAAACCAACAUUUUAGGCAGCUUUUUUGAAACGAAAUAGACAUAUUAAAGCAAGAUAAUAAUAAAGACUAUUAAGUUACAACAAGCCCGACUUGAAAUGUUGACGUGAACAUUUUAAUAAGAGUAAACUUCAAUCCGCGAAUGCAACUGUCAGAGAAAUCCGUAAACAUAAAUGCAUUGAAAUAAAUGGCGUGCAAUCAUCAAAGACGCAUACAUGUUGAUUUAGUUUUCUCGGGGUGACAGGUUUAAACAAAACGUAAAUCUAGAUUUUGCUGUUUUGGAAGCAAGAAGCGCAAUCUUCCUCAGCAUCAACAGCAAUCGGAUGUCUUGGGUCCUUUUCCACCGGUCUUGUGGAGCUGCGCUUGGGCCUGAAUGCGCAUCUUGAUAUGUGAAGUUGACAGGCGCUUAGCCUCGAGGCACAGUUUGCGUUUUAUUAUUAUUAUGUUGUUUUCCUUUUCUUUUACCAAUUCUUAAUCAUGUGAAUACUUUCACGUGGUAAAGGCUGGUGGCUCUGCCAUCCUGAUAGCUUCAUGCCACAAUGUUCUUGAAGAAACAAGAAGAGCGUGAAUUUAUGAGGAAGGGAUUUUCAUAUUAUAAUUUGUCAAGGGAAAUAAUAUUUCAAAGUAACGAUUCGCUUAUUUGAAAAAGUAACUUUAAGUAUCUGAUUUCUUAAAUUGAAAAAACGAAUACGUUAAGUUUCUCAUUACCACAAAAAAAAGUAAUUUGAGUAUUCUAACUCGUUACUCGUUACCCCCAACACUGCGAGAGAAGAUGGAGGGAAAACAUCUUCUAGCCAUUCGAAACCAGCAAACGUCCUGAUUCAGAUUGAAAUGUGUUUUCAUUGGUCACUCCUUUGCGUGAGCAAAUGGAACCUUGUGAUUAGAGGGCAUGGCCGUUGGUAGUGUUACUCUUCCUUACUGCAUGUUACAAGGCAGAUGAAGGAAGGAAGGAAGGAAGGAAGGAAGGAAGGAAGGAAGGAAGGAAGGAAGGAAGGAAGGAAGGAAGGAAGGAAGGAAGGAAGGAAGGAAGGAAGGAAGGAGAUAAAAUAAAGGGGGAGAGAUAUGUCUCCUUUCUGUGUCUGUCACACAGAGUCCCAGACCAGGUCAGAAUAGCGCAAAGUCUCUCAACCAUUUUUUGAGACCCAAGUCAAAGGUCAAGGUCUCUCCCAGGUGAUGUCACUUCCUGAUAAUGACGCUGCAAUGGAAAGGCACAGCCAGAGGGGGAUGUACUGUAUAUCCCAGAAUCUGAGCAGUCCAUCACCUUGUAUGAUUUGCCUGAUUUUAAACCCCGGACUAGCACUUCACAUCCCCCUCUGUUCCCCUAGAUCUCCCUUCCUGACCCCUAAAACCACCCCAAGACCCCAGAAAUGCAAUUUUAACAUUCACUUCUACCAAUGUGCCUUUCAGAGUUCAUAUCAUUCAAACGCGAUGAGGAGGAACCGGACGUUAUCUGAACUUUUUAGGAUUCAAGCUUAGGGAACUGUUAGUUAUUAGGUCUAUGCAGUCAGGUUUUUUCUGACCUGGGAAUUUAAAAAACAGUAAAAAGAAAAAAAAAGUAUUUUGGGAUAAACUGUAUUUAAUUGUACUGUAUGCUUAUAUGUAAUUAGAAGGCGUGUCCCUGAAUGGACCUUGUUUUAGUCAGUUGAGCCCCCUGGCGGCCCCAGCACCCCGAGUUUCAGCACCCCUUCCUCUAUUCCAAGUUGCAGCCUGUUUCCAUUGUGAACGACAUGUCUGUUUUUUGAGCGUUGUAUUAUAGCUAUCAGCUUUUUAUCAAUAUCGGCUUGUCCAUGAGCCCCUGUAGUCUUCAGUACCAGUGUGUGGUUGUAUGUGUAAAACAGAACUUUUUCUCUUUUUUAAUCUUUCUCUUAUUCUUUGUCUGUUCUGGUUUCUGUGUCGAUGAAAAAAAUACUAAACCACGACUUGCUGCCCUAUGAAAAUUGGACAGCAGCUGUUUUUAAAAGUGGUUUAUGUUAUCCAAUCAACACAAGGCACUGAAACUGGAACCUAAUCUAUUUGAAAAUCAAUAUAUAUAAAUGUAAAAAUAUAUACAAUAUAUAAAUAAGGAAGGUGCCAGUUUUCAAAGGAACGGUUGUUUUGGGUCAGAUUAAUUAUUUUCUUAGAGAUGGGUGGAAAGUUUGACGAGGCAUCUCAGUGUUAAUGAGGUAUGAAGGUUUGAAGAGGCAUCUCAAGUGUUAAUGAGGUAUGAAGGUUUGAAGAGGCAUCUCAAGUGUUAAAGAGACAUGACUUGUUCUGCUGUGCCCCUGACAUCACAAUGACUGACUAUGGCACCCCUGACUGGACAAAAGGGACAGGAGUUCCCCAUCAUCCUCCACUCAUUGCUAUUCAGCUGUCAAAGAAAACACACACAGACAUUUGUAAAUUGUAUGCAACAGAUGCAAACGUACCAUUAUUUUGAAAUUGUGUAUGUAAAAGUUAUAUUUUUACAUGUAGACUGUCGUUAUUUUGUGUUUAGAUAAAACAUUGUAUCAGUUUUUUUUUUUUUUUUUUGCUAAAAGAAAAAAAAAGUAAAAUUCGGUGUGUGUUGAAAACGUGUCACAUUGAAAUUGUAGUGAGGUCAAAAGCUUCAGUAUCAUUUUCAGUUUUUUUCCCCCCAAAAAAGGUUUGUUUUAUAUUUCCGGGAUUUUUUGUUUGAAGAAUGGGAUUGGAGGGGGGGGGGGUAAUUGGAAAUCAAAAAGGUAUAUAAUAUUAUUUUCAUGCUCAUUGCCAUUUUUCAUUGUAUUUUUUAAGAAAAUGUGUACGUAGUUAUAGCACACAGGGUUGGUUCAUGUCCCUUUGGUGGGGGGGGGGGGGGGGGGGGGGGGGGGGGGGGGGUGACGAAUAGCUGAGAGUGGGAAAUGAUUGAGUUGAUUUGAUCAGUUGUAUUCUGCUUGUAAUGUGCCUGGUCAUUCUAGCCAGGUGCCAAUAUUAAUUAAAAAAUGAACGGCAAUUAACAGUACGUGUGUCAUGGUUUAGUAUUCAACUCACUCAUCUCUGUAUGCGCUGUCUCAGUGUUGCACCACGAUGACUCGUUGAUAGACAGCAGAACUCUCGUCUGCAGGGAAAUACUGUAUAUUCUAGCUGUAUUCAAGUGGUGCUAAGCAUGUAUGGGUCAGAGUCACAGUUUGGCCCCUUAGCUAGAAAUCGUACUUUGUCAGGUAAUUAAACGUUUGAUUGUCCAAAAACCAAAACGAGCCCCUAGCAUCUGAAAAUUAGACGUGAACAUAGAAUUGUAAAUGGCCGAUUUUUUGCAAUCUAGCUAUCUCCCCAUGAAGUUAAACUAGGCCGUUUCAGUUUAUUAUGUCCCAGUGUUUUACAGCUAAUUCCAGCUAUUUAAAUAGGACCAGUGUUUUUCCAGCUAAUUCCAGCUAUUUGAAUCGGACCUAGGAUAAAUACAUUUUAUUAGAUUGGAUCUUGUCGUUAUAAGCGCUAAUAUUUUUUUGAUCUUGUAAGAUGUAAUUGACGUAAAAAAAAUAUAUAAAUGAUUGCAGUAACUGUGUUGUUAUUAUCCCUUUUGUGUUUACAGAAAAAGGCAACGCGUAUUUAGUUCUCUUUUCCUGGUUGUACGUACAUACGUGUCACGUACGUAUCAUGCGGUCUUCUUCUUUUCAGUGAUUGAACCCAUGUGCUGUGUAUCAUUUACAGCAUUACUAUUCUGACCAUUCAUUGCCAUAAUAAUAUCAGUUACAUCAGCACUUGUCAUUCGUUCUCCUGGGUGAUAAUAUAUAGGAUAAAUAAUUUUAAAAAAUAAUUGUUGAAUGCAUCGGGAAAUGUCCUAAAAAAAAAAGAGAGACUUUAAAUUCAAAAUCUUGCUCGUUAUGAAACGUGUUGCCCUUGAAUGAAAAUUAUUGAGCUACGAGAACAAAAGUAAAGGGCCAAUGUUUUUUUUGUUUUUUUUCUAUUUAUUUUUGGCGAUAAUUGUCUUUCAACGAAGAUAAUAGUAUAUAGUCACUCAACCCUCUGUAUUAGGGCGUUCCCUUAUGCAUUAUGUUCUCUAUUGUCUGUUUGAAUUCUACAGUCCCGAAGCAGACAUUGGUUAACUAUAGACUGAAAGCAAGUCCCAGACAGACUGGAUGUGUACUCACAUGGCUGUGUGUGUGACUGAUUUAGCAGAAACCCUUCCACAUUUUUUUUUGUAAAAUUGAAAGAAAAAAAAUGAAAAAUAAUAAAGUCAACAAUCAUAGGGUCAUCUUUGCUUUGUAACGAUGGUUGCUAUUUAACAUCCACUACCAGACGUUUUUUUCCGACCCAGAUCAAAGGUGAUGAUGCCAUUUCCUGGGGGUGUCACUUCCUGGUGAUGUCACUUCCUGGUGGUGUCACUUCCUGGUGAUGACAUUUCCAUCGAAUUUUUUCAUAUGAUACAAACCACAAAGUUAAACAGAUUUAAGUCUGGAUCAAAAGUUUAACCUGACUAGAUAAUCAUUAUACUCAGCCCUCAGAAAUAAAACUACUUGUCGAGCAAUGAUAAGAGUAAUCACACUUUAAGAGUUCAUGUAUACUUUAUAGUUCACUUUAAGUUUGGAAGGUUGAUUGAUGAAAGGGAUUUCUUCAGUCUAGCAUCUAGACACCAUGAAUGGUGACACAUGUCAAUCAAUCAAGUUACGUAUGGUUUAGUUACUCUCUCUUCCUAUGGUUUAGUUACUCUCUCUUCCUAUGGUUUAGUUACUCUCUCUUCCUAUGGUUUAGUUACUCUCUCUUCCUAUGGUUUAGUUACUCUCUUCCUAUGGUUUAGUUACUCUCUCUUCCUAUGGUUUAGUUACUCUCUUCAUAUGGUUUAGUUACUCUCUCUUCCUAUGGUUUAGUUACUCUCUCUUCCUAUGGUUUAGUUACUCUCUCUUCCUAUGGUUUAGUUACUCUCUUCCUAUGGUUUAGUUACUCUCUCUUCCUAUGGUUUAGUUACUCUCUUCAUAUGGUUUAGUUACUCUCUUCCUAUGGUUUAGUUACUCUAUCUUCCUAUGGUUUAGUUACUCUCUUCCUAUGGUUUAGUUACUCUCUCUUCCUAUGGUUGAGUUAUUCUCUUCCUAUGGUUUAGUUACUCUCUUCAUAUGGUUUAGUUACUCUCUUCAUAUGGUUUAGUUACUCUCUCUUCCUAUGGUUUAGUUACUCUCUUCAUAUGGUUUAGUUACUCUCUUCCUAUGGUUUAGUUACGCUCUCUUCCUAUGGUUUAGUUACUCUCUUCAUAUGGUUUAGUUACUCUCUUCAUAUGGUUUAGUUACUCUCUUCAUAUGGUUUAGUUACUCUCUCUUCCUAUGGUUUAGUUACUCUCUCUUCCUAUGGUUGAGUUAUUCUCUUCCUAUGGUUUAGUUACUCUCUCUUCCUAUGGUUGAGUUACUCUCUUCCUAUGGUUUAGUAACUCUCUUCAUAUGGUUUAGUUACUCUCUUCAUAUGGUUUAGAUACUCUCUUCCUGUCUUCGAUCAUGUUUGAUUUCACAUUUAGACGACAGACUCACACAGUGUAACUGACUACAGACAGGCCUCUAUUCAAUCUGUAAAGCUGAAGCGUUACGGAACCAUUAAUGAAAUGUCAAGAGGUAGUGCUGCUUGGCAGGGUCGUGUUUCUGAGGACACUUGGCUCUUGACCUUCGCCUCUCCCGAGUCCGUAGGGGAGUUACAUCGAUGGGACAAGACUGUAACUACCAAUUGGAUAUCACGAAAUUGGGGAGAAAAAGGGGUAAAAGUAUAGGAAAAAAAGACACAAAAAAUGUAUAAAAUAAAAAAUGCAUGUAAAAGUAAUUUCCAAUUGAGCAGACCAAUGGACCAAUUUAUUUGUAUUUAACUAGGCAAGUCAGUUAAGAACAAAUUCUUAUUUACAAUGACGGCCUAGGAACAGCGGGUUAACUGCCUUGUGCCGAACGACAGAUUUUUACCUUGUCAGCUCGGGGAUUCAAUCUGGCAACCUUUCGGUUACUGGCCCAACGCUCUAACCACUAGGCUAUCUGCCGCCCCCAUUAGGCUAUCUGCCGCCCCAUUUACCGUGAAUGCAGUCUCUGCUAAAGCGGGAACAUUGUCUUUAUAUUUGAAUCACGGUGUAAAACUGAACACCCGUGAUGCGGAUUGAAUAGAGUCCUAACACAGUUAAACUCAGUACAGAUUAACACAGUGAAACUCACUACAGAUUAACACAGUGAAACUCACUACAGAUUAACACAGUUAAACUCAGUACAGAUUAACACAGUUAAACUCAGUACAUAAUAACACAGUGAAACUCACUACAGAUUAACACAGUGAAACUCACUACAGAUUAACACAGUGAAACUCACUACAGAUUAACACAGUGAAACUCACUACAGAUUAACACAGGGAAACUCACUACAGAUUAACACAGUGACACUCACUACAGAUUAACACAGUGAAAUUCACUACAGAUUAACACAGUGAAACUCACUACAGAUUAACACAAUGAAACUCACUACAGAUUAACACAGUGAAACUCACUACAGAUUAACACAGUGAAACUCACUACAGAUUAACACAGUCAAACUCACUACAGAUUAACACAGUGAAACUCACUACAGAUUAACACAGGGAAACUCACUACAGAUUAACACAGUGAAACUCACUACAGAUUAACACAGGGAAACUCACUACAGAUUAACACAGUGAAACUCACUACAGAUUAACACAGUGAAACUCACUACAGAUAAACACAGUGAAACUCACUACAGAUUAACACUGUGAAACUCACUAAAGAUUAACACAGUGAAACUCACUACAGAUUAACACCGUGAAACUCACUACAGAUUAACACCGUGAAACUCACUACAGAUUAACACAGUGAAACUCACUACAGAUUAACACAGUGAAACUCACUACAGAUUAACACAGUGACACUCACUACAGAUUAACACAGUGAAACUCACUACAGAUUAACACAGUGAAACUCACUACAGAUCAACACAGGGAAACUCACUACAGAUUAACACAGUGAAACUCACUACAGAUUAACACAGUGAAAUAGAAGACAGGCUCCUUUUUAUUUUUUUUUACAUUGAAUGGAAAAUAUAACCCUUUUUCAUCUAAAUUAACCAUAGAAAGCACAACAUGUAUACAGUUAUAUACACACAUAUAUAAAAGUAUUGCAAAGUCUAAAAGACAUUCACCAGGUGGCACCAUGGCUUCUAUGUCUACUCACUUUACCUUGCUCUUCAUUGUUUUACUUCUUGCUGUGUAUGAUUUUAUUCAUCCCUGUGCCGUGAUUGGUUGGUUUAAACAUGUUCAUUUCAGAGUAUUAACAGACUACCCUAUGAACUGUGGCCUUUUUCCUUCUCCUUGUUACGAUGUGAUGCAAUUAAAGUGCUGAAACAAAUAGAGCGAGCAGAGAGUUACCGUGGAUCAGUGCCUCUGGCAUUUUUUGUUCUUUGGCCUCCUUUGUCUAGUGCUCUUUUGCUAUGAAAUAAACUAGUGAACCCAAUCAUGAUAGAGAGGAGCAGAAAAAUAAGAAACUACAUUUAAAAUAAAUGAAAAUAUAUUUGGCUUGUUUUGUUUUUUUGUUGUUGCAGGGCCAAUCCUUUUAUACCAGGUAUAUUGAGGAAAUAAGAUUUGGAAGCAGAAGAAAAAAAGAAGACAAGAAAAGUCAAAUUUUAAAUAUUCCAGUUUGUAGAUUAUUUUUUGGGGAAUCAUUAAAAGUAAAAGUUUGUUACUUUAUUUUACUAUUUAAAAGAUGUUGUUUCCCAUAUUACUGAGACGAAACUGUAUGGUGUUUUCCACGAUGGGCUAUAGUCAGACGGAGGGUCCCAUCCGUACGUGCAGCAGUGAUUCUAGAGGAAAUGUAAAAUUUUAAAAAAAUGACGGUUACACUUUCUUUCCAGUAUGUGGCUGAGUGCCUCAAAACCUUUUUAUGUUAUUCUUACUCUUUUCUUUUUACAUUUUCUUAAUUAUGUUUUUCAGUUUCCGUUGUAUUUUUAAAAAAAUAUAUUUUUUAUCUUUAUGUUAUAAUUAUUAGUAUCAUUGUUCUUGUUGUUUAUUAUAACUUUUUUUUCUUCAAAUUGGUAGAUAUGUCCGAACAGGUUGUGUGCUGGAGUUGCUCCUCUUCAAACCAGCCCAUCGUAGGCCCAUUGCCUGCUGUUUUUCAUCUUGUACUUAUUCUAUGAAGUCAUGUACAUGACCGUUCUGUAGCAAUAAAUGUGCCAUUUUUAUAACC